Diversispora eburnea is the source of this 5844-nucleotide messenger RNA. Lineage: Eukaryota; Fungi; Glomeromycota; Glomeromycetes; Diversisporales; Diversisporaceae. The record is from the annotation of a GenBank genome assembly.
AUGUCUCUUAGAAUGCUCGACGAUCUGAUAGUUCAUUGUCUAGAAGAAAUCGCCCUUGAAGGAGAGUUAGGUUGUCCUUUAGAAAAAUUAUGGACAUUUGUUCGAGAUUUUUUUGAUCAAAAAUUUAAGAAUAAGAAUGACGAUCCACAAAAUGAAAUACCCUCGUCUUUAAAAUCUUUAACAACUCAGGAAGUUCCCUACUGCGAUGAGUUCUUUAAGCAAUAUUAUUGGUUACAAUUUGUGAAUAGUCCAGAACUAAUUUAUUUCCUUGCAAAAGACUCUGAUAUAAACUCAUCACAACAGCAGAUACUAGAAAAAUCAACAAUUUAUAUUAUGAAUUUGCUUGAAGUAAUAAGUACUUACGGAGAUGAAUUUCGAAUGAAAACUACGCCGCAAUACCAAAAACGAAUCAUAUUUGGUGCUGUAGAUCCAACCCGUAAUCUAUCACCGAUCGCAUACAAUAUUUUACAACAUAUUGCAAGAACACGUUCUAUUGGUGCCACGCAAGCUGACUUGGCAAAGUUAUUAAAGAUUAAUCCAAGAUCUUUCUUUCACUAUAUUAAAGUACUUACCGAUUUAAAACUAAUAGUGAAAUUGCCAGUUGUUACCAAAGGAAUUUAUACAAAUUUAUGCAUUCUCACGAAGUGCGCUGACCAAAAUCCGGCAUAUUCUGGGAAAUCUGUAUAUCUUCCAACUAAUAAUAAUUUGUCAGCAACAAAUUCACAAACUUCCGAACACCUAUUUGAUCCGUCAGAUACUAUAAGUGAAGGCGUUUCCUUUAAUUCAGAGCUAAUAAAAGGUAGAUUUACUGAAAUCCUCGGAAAAGCAAAAAAUAAAAUAAUGAUGGCAAAAGAUUUGAUGAUUGCACUAUUUGGAGUUCAAUCGCCAACAAAGAAGCAACGUCGUUGGUUUAAUAGGACUGUAGGAAAUUUGGUAGAUCAAGGUUACAUUGAGAAGGUAAAUGUCCCGAGAAAAAAUUCUAAGCAUGUAGACAGAUGUUUAAGACUUGUUGCUAUGUAUGAAGGAAAGGACCACGACGUUGGAAAGAAUACUUCAAAUUUCGGAAAUACAUCAGAAAUCUCUGGUUCUUCAAAGGAUCGUUACGUGAAUGACAGUGGUAAUCAGUUGGGAGUAUAUGCUGAAUUACCAUUGGAACAUCAAGUUUAUCAGUUAAUACAGUCCUCAGGAGAAAAUGGAAUGUGUGCGGGAGAAAUUACGCGUGCAUUUAACAACAUGAACCACCGUAUUUUGACGAAAAUUCUUGAUCGACUUGUUAAGCCCCCGCCGGUCAAUUUGAAUCGGUUUGCAAUUAAACGGGCAGUCGAAUUUCAAGGACGAGAAAGGCGUUAUCGUUAUUUCCCCCUUCAAGGUUAUAAAAAAUUUUCACUUAAUCAUGGAAUGAAAUUAGAAGCGGGGGAUGAAUUAGAAGAGGUGGAUAAUGAAAACGAAGGAGGACAUUCACCAUUGAUCGUUUCAUUGCAUGAUCCUAUGUGGGGGGUAGAAUUAGUAGAUGGUGAACCUGAAAAAGAUGAAGACUUUUUGCCACCCAUUGAAACUAGAGAACGUCGAAGAAAGAAAAAGGUACAAUUUCAUGAGGACACUCAAACUGUUGAUGUGGAGCGAACUGUACCGAGAAAACGGGGAAGACCUCGGAAAACUGAAACAAUAACUUCUACAGAUGGGUCUACUAAACCUAAAAGUAAACGUGGAAGACCCAAAAGUACAAAAAGUAAGAAACUUUCUGCAAAGAAGCUACGAACUGAGAUCAUUUCUAAUGAAGGUACCUCAUCACCCAUCAAUAGCAAUCUGGACAAUCAAGACAAUCAGGACAAUCAGGUUCCUAUAUUCCACGAGAACGAUAACAAUGGUAACAAUGACAACCCAGUAGAGGUAGAAUUAUUCAUAGUCGAUACCCCAAGUCCUUCUAAACGAAAAUAUCCUAACGACGAGGGACAAACAGAAAAGGUUUCGAGUAGUUCAUCAAAACCGAAGCCAAGUAAAAAAAGAAAGGUUAUUACACCUGCUUCAAUUACAGCUGCACUUCGACAAAAAGUUCUUACACGGAUUUUAGAAGAACAUCAAGUUAUCGAACUUAGCGCCGAACUCAUUAAAUUAUAUCAACAAACAUUGGCCAAAGAGUCUAAUGUUGCGACUACACCACAUGUUAUCGAUAAAAAAACUCUACAAAGAGCUGCUGCUGCUAUGGAAGAAAAAGGAUUACUUAAAACGUAUAAUAUAUCAUUACCUUUGUUAAAUGGCGGCAGCAAUUCCAAGCUUCUUUUUCUUCAUCCAAAUUUAACACCUUCAAGCCCUAUAGUAAAGGAAUAUGUUACCAAAAUGUUAGAUAGAGCGAUACUUAUUGGAAGAUCAUUUAAACCAUCCAAAAUAGAAGAAGUCGAUGUUGAGGUCGAACCUCUUGAAGAAUUUCAAAGACGUGUUGCUGCUGAAGCUGCAGCCGGUGAAGCGACUAUUUCACUUGACUUAUCCUCCAUUUCCGAUCCUGUUACUAAUAAUCCCGAAUCAUAUGAAACUCUUAUGAUUUCUACUGUGACCGAGGAAGUUUCAACUGAACAUCGUAUUAACAAAAAUCUGCAAACAUCUAGUGAAAUGUGGUGGCUUCAUACAGCACGUGGUUAUGGAUGGAUUAAUGCUAAGAUGAUUCGUGCAAAAAUACUUCACCAAUAUUUGAUUAAUAAAAUUAAUAAUUCUUCAUCCGAAGAGAAUUGCAUUGAUAAGAAUUUGAGAACUUUUCAUACAGCAAUUCUGAUUCGUGAUCUCCCGCUUGAUCUAUAUCUUAAAAUUAUUGGUCAAUCAAUUCCAAGUCAAGUCCUGACUGAUUACGUUCGUUCUGGACAAAGCAUGGAUAUUAGUGUCAUCGAUCUUCCAAGCGAAUUACGUGCUUCAUUGUUCUCGGGGAAUUAUAAAUUUAGACAAAAUUUGAAAAGGUUGAUCGAUAUUCUUGUAGCUUUGCGGAUCCUUAAGCCUAUUCGUCGAGUGUUCAACGAAAGCGGUGAUCCUGUCUUGGAUAUCGGAGAUGAGGAUUCAGAAAAUUUAAAAUUUGAUCCAACCGAAUGGUCAAGUAAAAAUGCCACAGCAUGUAGUCCACCACAAACUCUCUUAGCUCCAGCAUAUCAACUUUUACGUCAUGUCCCAAUGUUUGAUUUUUCUGUCUCAGGUCCUGAUAGACCAAUAAUUCGAGAAUAUAUGCUCGAUACAAUUGAAGACGUUACAAUUUAUUGGAGUGAAUUACAAUACGUCGCACAACAAAAAAUGGCCGAGACAACAACUAAAAGCGAUGAAGAAAAUGGUAGUGACGAAGAAAUUCUUGACAUUCCAAAACAAAUUUUGCAAGUCGAAGAAUCAAAUCCCUUAAGAUUCAUUACUUCAUCACGUAAUUGGAAUGCUGGAUAUCCUUUGACAUCACGUCAGAAGAAGAGGCUCGAAUAUUAUGUUGACCGUAGAAAAUCAAAAACGCCCUAUGAUGAUGAAGUGUUAUGUCGUCAAAUUGCGCAAGAAUGUAGCUUACCUUAUACUCGUGUACGAGUUUAUUUCAAACGCAUUGAAGAUAGCUUCGAAAAGAAAAAUCGGGAAGCAAGGGCAGCUAAACAAAGAGAAAGACGACGUAGAGUUGCUAACAAGUAUAAAACCUUUACUGGUAUUGUAUCUACAGCUCAUGGGGAACCAUCAUUCAAAAAAAGAAAAUCAGAAACUUUGGUUCACAAAGUUGCAAGAAAAGCCAACGACACAUUGGGCCCUCAAUCUGGACGUAAGAGUCAUCGGGAACUUUUUAAGCAAAGGGAGUUGGCGGAUAGCCAGACUAUUGCUGAAGAAGAAAAUUUACCGAUUAUUGCUGAUGAAGAACGGUUUGAGACUCAAUAUGAAACUUUCGUAAAACGCCAAAGGCCUGUUUGGAAUCACCACGAAGAUGAACUGGUUCUUCUUUCAUAUGUCAUUCUUAGGAUUCGGGCACAAAAAUCUAGGUUCCUAUGGGGUGCUGCAACCAAGGUGUUACCGAAUAAAACAAAUGAGAUGUGUCGUCGCAGGUUAAAUGUCUUAUGCAAGAAUGCUGCUGUGCAAGAGCGCAUUAAUAUCUUGCUGAACUUGUGGCCAAAGAUAUAUAAAAUUGCAAUAAAAAAUAGUGAAAUUGUAGACGAGGACGACACCGAAAUGAUAAGUUUUGAUUUGCCCGGAUUUGUGGAAUGUUUUAUGAGAUCAUUGAAAAAUAUUCCAAACAAACGAUUGGGACCUGAUCCAGUAAUCCCACUUCCGUCUGAUGUUCAGACAUUGCAAAAGAAUUUUGUAGAAAAAUACACUUCUCAAUCUCAUUAUCAAGAUUUGUUUUUUGAAGACAAGCUUGCAGGCUGUUCUCUGAGACAAAAGUUUACCACACUCUAUUCACAUCCAUUCACCUGUCGCAUUUCUUAUGAUAAAUUGGUCGAUUAUCAUGCCAAACUAAAUGUCGAUGAUAAAGAAAUUCAACUUGAAUGCAUCCAGGCAUUAAUUAAGAUGAUUCUUUUGACACCGGAGGAUCAAUACGAUUCUUCACAUGCAUUCUCGAUUCUUAAUUCGUAUCCUGAUUCACUUGUGACACAUGCGAUAAAUAAAUUGAACGAAAUUGGAGCAAUUGUUAGAGUAAAAGGUGGAAAUGACCGAAGAGUGCCUGGAAGAGGAUAUCACGUUUCUGACAAAUUCCUUUCCGUCAUUUCGGGGACUUUACCAGAUCGACUUUUUUCACAAGCCGUUGCUUUCUAUAAAAAAUUUAAGUGUUCGGUAAUUUUUGAUCAAUUUGCAAACAGCGGUGACAUGGCUUGUAUAUUAGAUCUGUUUUCUUCUGGAAAGAUCUCGUUCGCUCCUGCUUAUAAAACCGAAGCCUUAUUCACUUCUUGCAUAAUUCCGAAUCAUCGAAGCAGAAAAAUUGAUCCUGCCAAGCUUCAUUUUGAUGUCAAAAUAUCUUCCAAAGAUAAUACUAAAGAAAUCACUGAUGAUUAUGAGAAAGAACGAGAUAAAUCAAAUGAACCAAACCUAGGAGAAACAGUGCAAAAGGAAUCCUUAUUGACAUUUAAAAAAGCCACCGACUUUGAAAUUCCUCAAUUGAGAACGAAACCUGAGGCUCUUAUUGCUUUUCAGAAACUACUUUCUGAACAUGAUGCGGAGACUCAGUCUGGUCUUCGUAAAAUAUAUAAUACUCUUUCAAUGGAACGUGUGGACCUUUCUGAAGAUAAAUUUUUGCGAUACGUAUCGUUACUGGAAUCAAAUAAACCAAGUUUAAUUAUGAAAGUUGGAUAUGAAGCCGAUAGAAUUGUCUGCAGUAAUUAUGCGAGAUUUUGGUUGAUUAAUACACAGCGAACUCCCAUCUAUCGAUCUAGAAAACAUGCAAUUUACGAAAGCGUGGAAUUUGAUAAUGGGGAUGAUUUAAUGGGAAAUUCGCCACUAUCAUCUGGUUUUUUUAAUUCUAAAAGAAGUAAUCUUGAACCAGCCGAAUCAUUCGCGCCUACUAGAAUGUGGUAUGACAUCAAUGGAAAUUUCAUUGAGUCAGUUUUUCGUGGUUGUCUUGAAGCUGUGCUUAGUGUUAUUGUUCAGAAACCUGGAAUUUACGAAUCCAAUAUUUAUCGUAAACUUUCAUUAGUAAUGUCGCGUUGUGAAAUUGAAGAUGUACUAGAUGAAUUGGUUCACCGCACUGCUAUUGCUAAAAAGGCCAUAACUAAACCAAAUAAAGUUACAUUGUUUUCAAAACCGAGAGAAUUUACGGAAUGCGAUGUGAAUUCCCUCAAUCCCAAUAAGAUAACUUGCUAUUGGGCCAGUCCUGGUUAUUAUUUGAAAUGUGUUCCUAGUGCAGAAGAUUAA